GGGAGUCGUACACAGUUUGCCAGCAUCGCGUCGGACGGGGAAAUACGUCCCGUUGGAACUUCCGGAUGUCGAUAACAAUAAUCAGAUGUGUAUGGUGGACCCAUUUGGUCAAUGGAAGAUGACUUUACAUGUUCUUGGACGCAAUACAAUCGCGUUUAAAAACCAAAAAGAUUCGAAUUGGUACAAUCGUACUUGA
Molecule: messenger RNA, 196 nt
Organism: Paraglomus occultum
Lineage: Eukaryota; Fungi; Glomeromycota; Glomeromycetes; Paraglomerales; Paraglomeraceae
Source: the annotation of a GenBank genome assembly